AUGGCAGGGCUCAACGCGGAGCAGCAGACUGCCUUUCAGACGCUGCUCGAGUUCGGCUGCGCGGAGACGGACGCACGGAAAGCGGUCCUGCGCUUCGGUGGGAAUGUCACGGCUGCUGCGAACUGGAUCUACGAUGGCGCGGUCGAAGGACCGGCUGCGACGGACGACGACGCUCCCCCUCCCCUCAUCUCGACCGACGAGGAGCUCCCGCACCCCUCGACACUCGGUCAGCCACCACCAUAUCCUGGACCGGAGCUACCUCCUUUCGGACCUGCACCCGCUGUCGAACAGAAGAACCUGAUCGACUUGACGAACGACGAUGAACCUCCUCCCACCUUUGCCCUGCCUCGCCUCCUUCCCGCUCCUCACCCUUCGCCGACUCUCGGUCCUUCGAACCCUCCUACCAGCGGCGAGGCCGACCUAGGCAAGGCGAUCAAGGCGUCGCAAACGGCCGCAGACGAUCAGGAUGCCGAACUCAGCAAGGCGAUCAGUUUGAGCAUGGCGUCGUUGGGAAGUACAGACGAGCAGGCUGUCAGCGAGGUCGAGAAGAUCAAGCCUGAGGACCGGAUUCGCGAUGGGAACAGUCCACCCGUACUUCGAGCGACCUCAGCCUUCAUGUCCGGCCUCGCCGCAUUCCUCCAAGCCCUCUACGCCGUUCCCUCGUUUCGCAACGCCAUCCUCUCCUACCGCCUGCCCGAGAAUCGACAGCACGAAGGCCUCGCAGUGGCGGACUUUAAGGACUACUGGAAGGGGGACGCCGGGAUCUCGAGUUUGGGGAUGCCGAUUCCUGUUGAUGGAGAGCAGGAGAAUCGCUUCACGCGUCUCGUCGCCUUGCAACGACUCUUCGCGCUCAUGACUGAGACGAAGCGCUCCUUCCUCCACAUCACCGAAGUCGUGCGAGCUUUCGGCUUACGCGAAAGCGAUUUCAAGCAACCGGGCGGAGCAUGGGUGUACAAGGUCUUGGAGGUGCAUUCGACGAUUGUCGACGACUUGCGGCUUGCGGCGGGCGAGGAGGCGCAGUACCGUCUGUCGCAGGGCGUAUCACCAGAAGAGGCGGAGCAGUAUGAGCAGCAGGCCACGAGCCGCUUCAUCUUCCGCGGCCGCGUCGUCACGGCGAACGAGCAUCUCGGCGCGCCUUUGCCUCCGAACGACGACGAUGUGCUCUCGAAUCCUCGCCUCUCGCUCCCCCUAAAUCCUUCCGCCGACCCUCCCGAAGACCUCUUCCGACUCCUCGACAAACAGCUCAUCACGUCGAACGGCAGCGACACCUUGCUCCACCUCCUCACCCAAGUCCCCACCGUUCUAUUCUUCCACAUCGACCGCAUCACGAACGUCACCUCGCUCGACUCCUUCGGUUCCGGCAAUAACGGCUUGCAAAAACGGGUCUUCCGCCCUACUCCGACUGGAAAGGAAGACGUAUGGCUCGAUCGGUACUGGGUCAAGAACCGCGUGCGGAUACAUGAGACGAGAAAGGAGAUCGCGAAGCUGGAUGCUGAGCUGGAUGAGGUCAAGAAGCAGAGGAAGGCCGUUGUCGUUACGGAGGACGGGAAGGACUUCCAGGAGCUUGUUCGAACAACGGUGGAGUACUGCAGGAGUGCGAAGGCGGAAGCGGGGAAUGUCGAGCGGGAGGAGCGGCAGAAGCGGAUGCGGGAGGAUUGGGAGAAGGUCGAGGAGGAACUGAAGCAAGCUGUCGAUGCCUUCGACACGCAGAUUGCCGACGUCAGCCUGCGGAUCGCCUCAGCUUUCGAAUCUCCCGACAUGCACAAGAUCGGCCCCUACCGUCUUACCUCGUUCGUCGUCCGCAACGGUCUAAAUGGACGAGGAACAGCGUGGUCAGUUGUUUGUGACGACGAGGGAAAGUGGUGGCGGACGGGUGACCUCGACAAGGAGGAGGUUUCGCUUGAGGAGGCGCUGGGCGAUCCGAGCGGCCUGAUGAUGGAUGCCGGCUCGACGUUCUUCUUCUACUCGAAGGUCGAAGAAGCAGAGGCGGAAGUCGAGGUCCCUCCGCAUCUCAAGAAUGCCGCUACUCGCGACAACAUCGAGUUCGCCUCGACGUUGCCCGAGUCGCACGCCGACGUCGUCGCCUCUUGGAACCUCCCGCCUCUUUCGUCCCUCGAGCCCGAAGCGAUCCAGAUCCCGCUCGGCGAGACGGCAGACGACGACACCGAUACCGUCAAGGACAUCUCGCUCGACAGCCCGCCGCCUGACGAUGUCAUGAUUGACGAGAAGGCUGCGAGCGAGGUCGACACGCCCAUGUCGCUCGAGGAGUCACAGCAGGUCGGCGAGGUCCCGGCGAUGCAUUUGCGAGGCGGCGCAACGAUCGAAGAUGAUGACGGUCAGGAGGACAGCGUCGAGCUCGACGAAGUGGACGAAGACGAAGAGAGCGAUUACGACGAUGAGAUUGACGAGGACGAAGUCGAGCUGGGACUCCUGCAGCCGAUGCCGGAGAAGAAGGAGGACUGGGACAUCGACUAUGCGGUCGGCAAGAUCGGAGGAGUGCCGAGGUGGCUCGACCCGCGAUCCCCUCUCACACCCGAAGAUGUUGAGUGCGGGGCGUGCGGCAAGACGAUGUCGAUGCUCCUCCAGGUCAAUUCGCCGGAUGACACCCGCCCUCACGCUGCCGCUCGCUCCCUCUAUGUCUAUGCUUGCCGCACGACCGGAUGCCUCGCCAAGAACGCCUCUCAAGCGGUCCGUGUCUGGAGGACACAGAUGGAGAGUCCCAACGCGUUCUUCCCGCACACGGAGGAGACGCUGAAGGAGCGUGCAAGACUUGAGGAUGCGCUCGACGCCGCGACUGCACUUGCGACCGCGCCCCCGUCUUCGGCAAAGCCUUGGCCAGAGUUCGACAUCGCCGCCGAGCCCGAACCUUACGAGGAGUCCUAUCUGCCUUCGGAAAACGCACCUGCAGCCGAAGCAGAGGAGGGAACGGAGGAUGCGGCGGCGACAGACACCAAGACCGGCGUCGACUCCGCCUUCCUGCACUUCCAGGAACGGAUAGAGCGCGAGCCGAAGCAGGUCUUGCGCUUCUACCGUUUGCCCGGCAUCGAAGACCCGCAGCCUCUGUGGGCGAGCGAAAACAAGAUCCGACCAGAGCAGGUCCCGACCUGCGAGCUGUGCCGCGGCGAGCGCAAGGUCGAGUUCCAGAUCUUGUCUACCCUCCUCACCUCCCUCGACGACGACUCAUUCGACUUCGACUCGAUCCUUGUCUACACUUGCGCGAACCACUGCCCGAUCCCGCCUCGCGAAGGCGGCAAGACAGGAUGGCAGGUCGAGUGCGCGUUCAAGCAAGACUUUGCGGCGGCGGGCGUCAAGUUUGGGCGGCGAUGA
This is a messenger RNA of Rhodotorula toruloides NP11, 3327 nucleotides long. RefSeq names its product programmed cell death protein 2. Gene Ontology annotation, molecular function: cysteine-type deubiquitinase activity; protein binding. Gene Ontology annotation, biological process: protein deubiquitination. Lineage: Eukaryota; Fungi; Basidiomycota; Microbotryomycetes; Sporidiobolales; Sporidiobolaceae. The record is from RefSeq and is a predicted model, not a curated record. The transcript is spliced from 15 exons. The coding region runs from base 1 to 3327 and encodes 1108 amino acids. Gene Ontology annotation, cellular component: cytoplasm; nucleus.